Nomia melanderi (Alkali bee) is the source of this 2306-nucleotide messenger RNA. It is a transcript of the gene Dbct, whose product is annotated as Dihydrolipoamide branched chain transacylase E2. Gene Ontology annotation, cellular component: cytoplasm; mitochondrion. Lineage: Eukaryota; Metazoa; Arthropoda; Insecta; Hymenoptera; Halictidae. Gene Ontology annotation, molecular function: lipoic acid binding; acetyltransferase activity. The record is from RefSeq and is a predicted model, not a curated record.
CAUCCGCCGGCCCCGGUUUUAAUAUCCUCAAAGAUAACGUACAGCCGCGCCGAGACCGGAUAACGCGCGCUCGGUCCCGGUAAUAGAAAAAUCGUUAGCGAACAACGGAACGCGUGGCCGUAAUUGGUUCGCGAUUUACCGAACGCCCGUUAGAAUAUCCGGGUCCGUGGCGGUUCGAUUAAUUUAAAUGCACCGGACCGGCGACGUGCUCCUUAUUCAAGCUUUACUUUUGGCACCUGCGCCGACGCCGUUGCCAGAAUCCACACCAUUGCGGGGUAGGAACGUACGCGAUCAAAAAUGUCGGUUUCUCCACGUAAGCUGCUUUCGAUGCGGAACCGUCGUCCCCUUCAAACUAUCGGAUAUCGGAGAAGGAAUUCGAGACGUCACGAUCAAAGAAUGGUUCGUGAAGCCGGGCGACCGGGUGUCUCAAUUCGAUAACAUUUGCGAGGUGCAGAGCGACAAAGCGUCCGUGACGAUUACCAGCCGUUACGACGGAUUAAUCAAGGCCCUGCGCUACAAGGUGGACGACGUGGCGCUGAUAGGGGACGCGCUGCUGGAUAUCGAGGUGGACGACGAUAACGAGCAGGCGGUCGAAGGGAAACCGAAACCGAGCCCGGUCCCGGGGGCUCCGAACAGGAGCGGCCCCGCGGGGGUGGACGGGGCCGGCGCGGCGUGGGGCCAGUUAAACGGGCUAAAAAAAUCGCUGGCUACUCCCGCGGUCAGGCGGAUCGCCGUGGAGAACGGAAUCGAGUUAAAGGACGUCGUCCCCACGGGCAAAGGCAGCCGGGUACUUAAAGAGGAUAUAUUGGCGCACUUGGAGAGAGUUUCUGCUGGUUCCGCGGGAAACCCCGCCGCGGGAACGCCGGCGGACGGGGAGCUGGUGCCGAUAAAGGGCUACACGAAGCAGAUGUGGAAAACGAUGACUCGAUCUCUGAGUAUACCGCACUUCGUGUACAGCGACGAGUGCACCGUCGAUAAAUUAAUGGAGUGCCGAAGCCAAGUGAAGGACAGUUUGAAAGAACGGGGCGUCGCUUUGAGCAUGAUGCCCUUUUUCAUCAAGGCAGCGUCCAAGGCGUUAGAGGGUGUGCCGCGGUUGAACGCUUGGCAGGACGAGGGUAGUCAAGCGAUACGUGUUCUGAAGAGCCACAACAUCGGCAUCGCCAUGGACACGCCGGAAGGCUUGAUCGUGCCGAAUAUCAAGAACGUUCAACGUUUGAGCCUCGUGGAAGUCGCGAGGGAGCUGAACAGACUCCAAGAACUGGGCAGGAAGUCCUCGAUACCGCCGAACGAUCUGGCCAACACCACUUUCACGCUUUCCAACAUCGGCGUGAUCGGCGGUACGUACACGAAGCCGGUGAUUUUGCCACCCCAAAUCGUAAUCGGUGCGUUCGGGAAAGUGCAGAAGCUACCGCGAUUUGACGAAGAAGGACAAGUUGUGCCUGCGAGCGUAAUCUCUGUGAGCUGGGCCGCCGAUCAUCGAGUCGUGGACGGCGUCACUAUGGCGAAAUAUUCGAAUCUCUGGAAGUACUACGUUGAGAACCCUAUGUUCCUGUUCAUCGAGGCAUGAACGCCUCGAAAAGGUACACCAAAUAUGCUUUUGUAUCGGAAAUUCUAUUUUUAUACUUUUUGUAAGUCCCUCGAGAAAUAUGUUGAAGGGGUUUAUUAACGAUUACAUUGGCGGGGCUGGGACGAAUGGUGCAGAAUACAAAGAAAAGCUUGACAAGAUUUUGUACGUAAAUAUUAAUUUAUUUAUUGCUGCACAACCAACUAGGACUUUUUCAUAAAGAUAAAAUAUCUUAUUUUUGCUUUUUUUGUUUGUUUGUUUGUUCUAACAUAUUCAAAGUGUUACAACUUGUAUGGUAGUUAUAUAUAUGAUGACCAGUCGAACUGUGAGCAGUUUUGUACAUUAAACCUAUUACACAUUGUUCAUACAAAUUAUCCUAGAAGAAUGUAUAUACCAAAAAAUAUGUUAAGGAAGUGGUUGUACUGAUUAAUAUCUUUUGUGCAUUGAUUGCUCUUCAGAGAGGGGAGGAGACACCUUUGUAGGUUUACGUAGGAGGAUAAUCUCAGCAAAAAGAAACAAAAAAAAGAAGAAAAAAAAAUACCAUUCAACAAAAUCACAAAUGAAAGAAAAUGUUUAUAAUGAGUACGACCACUUAUUCAUUUAUGUAUGUACGUAUGUAUGUAUAUAUAUACAGUUUAUAGUGUAUCGCGUAUUCAGUCAUUCAUAUCCCAUACAAUCAUUCCAUUCCCUUAAAUGCCACAUAAAUAUUUACUCGAAAAGUAGUCAGUCUGUUUAGUAGUUA